This is a messenger RNA of Schizosaccharomyces japonicus yFS275, 2611 nucleotides long. Its product is annotated as membrane transporter. The transcript is spliced from 2 exons. The coding region runs from base 562 to 2349 and encodes 595 amino acids. Gene Ontology annotation, molecular function: transmembrane transporter activity; nucleobase transmembrane transporter activity. NCBI's taxonomy places the organism in Eukaryota, Fungi, Ascomycota, Schizosaccharomycetes, Schizosaccharomycetales, Schizosaccharomycetaceae. Gene Ontology annotation, biological process: transmembrane transport. Gene Ontology annotation, cellular component: plasma membrane; membrane. The record is from RefSeq and is a predicted model, not a curated record.
UUGCAUAUGCCACGUCCAGGGAGUCGUUUUAAAGAAGUCGAUGCUAUAUAUCGCAUUUAGUUAUCGUUGAAACGAGGCGUUCCAUCCUCUAUAAAGGAGGUUUGGAGCUGUCCUGGCGUUUUCCUUCAAUAACAACAAUUUCACCAGAAACUCUUAGGGCAAUUGAGUCUCAAUUGGUUUUUUAAACACUUCAUAUUAACUUGGUGACAAUACGCGGCCAAAAUCGGUAUUAAGAGCUUUUAAACACAAACUUUUGUUUCCGAGGGACACGCACGUUUAUUUUGACAUUCCUGGUCGUUACACUUAGGAUCGGUCUCUUUUUUGAGCUAUCGGUCACAUUAUUAUUAUUUUGUAUUUCUACUGUAUUUACUGGCAAUCAUUUAUACCAGACCCCUGUCGCAAUCUUUGAAGCGACAGUGAUAAGACUAUCAUCCCCAAAAUCAAGUGUAACUAUAUUUUUUAGGAAAACAAGCGAAGUUUGUUGCAGAUCUUUCACUUCGUCUGAAUCUUUAUAAUCUUGCUGCUGAUUUUUCUCUCUUUGCAAUUGACCGACGUUAAACCAUGGCUACAUUAGGGGCAAAGUUGCGCCGAGCGAAAGAGAGCUUCUUUAGCAAAGCUUUUUGGGUUGGUGACUAUAAUUACCUUGACAUGAUUGUACCGGCAAUUCCCUUUACGAAACGUCGGCCAUCGCAACCACCGUUUUUCUCACUCAAUGAUUCGGUGCCUUUGCUAAUGUCGGUCCUGUUAGGUUUUCAGCAUGCCUUGGCCAUGGUUGGCGGCGUCACAACUCCUCCUCGUAUCAUUGGAUCUGCAGCGAACUUGUCGGAAAAAGAUCUGAAUUACCUGGUGUCAGCUGGACUGAUUGCCAGUGGCAUUCUUACAUUGAUUCAAAUUGCUCGCUUUCAUAUUCCUAAAACGAAGUAUUACAUCGGAACGGGCAUGCUCUCGGUACUUGGUAUCUCUUUCACCACUGUGUCAAUUGCCCCGAAAGCUUUCCAGCAAAUGUACGAAAAUGGCAUGUGCACAAUUAAUGAGAACGGUGUAAAAGAACCGUGUCUUGCAGGCUAUGGCGCUCUUUUGGGCACUUCCUGUGUGUGUGCACUGCUCGAAGUUGUCUUGUCUUUCCUUCCUCCGCGCAUUUUGAAGAAAAUGUUUCCAAACAUCGUUACCGGCCCAGUUGUGUUGCUCAUUGGCGUGUCGUUGGUGAGCACUGGCAUGGCAGAUUGGGCCGGUGGAAGCGGCUCGUGUACUGGACAUCCCACAGAAUCGCAAAUGCCGGGGUACUCUUUGUGUCCUUAUGAUACAGCACCACAUGCUCUUCCUUGGGGAAGUGCUCAAUUUAUUGGUCUUGGAUUUAGUGUUUUUGCGACGAUUAUUAUUUUGGAACGUUUCGGUUCGCCUCUCAUGAAGACUACUUCUGUUGUAAUUGGCUUGGUAGUUGGUAUGAUUAUCUCUGCGGCUACAGGCUAUUGGGACCGCUCGAUCAUUGAUGCAGCUUCAGUCGUGAAUUUUAAUUGGGUUCGUACGUUUCCACUCAAGGUUUAUGGUCCUUUGGUAUUACCGUUGUUGGCUACGUUUAUUGUGAAUAUGAUGGAAGCAAUUGGCGAUAUUGGUGCAACGUCUGAUGUGUCCAUGUUGCCCAUUGAUGGUCCUGAGUUUGAUUCUCGUGUUCAGGGCGGAAUUCUGGGUGAUGGCCUCGCGUCUAUUCUUGCCGGUCUGAUGACCAUUACGCCUCUCACAACAUUCGCUCAAAACAACGGUGUCAUCUCUCUGACUCGUUGUGCCAAUAGACGUGCGGGUUAUGCCUGUGCUGGCUUUUUAAUUAUCAUGGGCUUUUUUGCGAAAUUUGCUGCAAUCUUUGUUGCCAUCCCUUCGCCUGUCUUGGGGGGAAUGACAACCUUCUUGUUUUCUUCUGUGUGUGCUUCUGGUCUGCGUAUCAUCUCCAGCAUUAAGUUUACAAGACGGAACAGGUUCAUUCUUACGGCUUCUUUGUGUUUGGGAUUAGGUGCUACAAUGGUACCGUCUUGGUUUACCUACUUCUUCACUUAUUCCGGCGACAACAAGUCGUUGCGCGGUUUCCUGGAUGCCAUAACUCUGGUUAUGGAAACUGGUUUUGCAUUGUCGGCGGUAGUUUCCAUUGUGCUCAACUUAGUUUUACCGGAAGAAGAGAAUUCGCCCCUUAAUGAUCACGGAGAGAUUCGUGUAGCUGAAGUGGAAAAUGUUGUUGUAUUGCCUGAUGUUCCUAUGAAAACAAUUGAUUCUUAUGACGGUGAUUCAUCCUUGGAAACGGAAAUAAGAUCUGAUGAGAAGAAGAAGAACGACGUGCUUACUAUGGCUAAUAUGGUGUAAACGUAUCACCGCUUGCACCACACUAUUCUUGCUUUUGUGCUUGUUCACCUAAUACCUUUCAUUCCCGAACUUGAAACGUUCUGUUUUUUGUUAUAUUCCCCCCUCUCCUGCGCUCAGUUAUUUGCUGUUUUUCUUUUUCUUAAUUAGUUUUCAGUUUACCGAUAGUCAUUUUUGAUUGUUUGAUCACAUAGUUCUUCGCCAUAUUAAUUUAAUAAUUGUUCGUAUAAAGAUAAUUGAUGUUAUUGUUUUUUUGUGUUUGUUG